Molecule: messenger RNA, 720 nt
Organism: Lithohypha guttulata
Lineage: Eukaryota; Fungi; Ascomycota; Eurotiomycetes; Chaetothyriales; Trichomeriaceae
Exons: 1
Coding region: 1-720 (239 amino acids)
Source: RefSeq, a predicted model, not a curated record
AUGACCACCCCAAUACCUCUUCCUCCAUACAUCCUCCUCGCCUCCAGCAUCGGUCUCUGCCUCUCCACAACCUUCACAGUCGGUUCCCUCGGUUUCUCCGUCUUCGCCAUACCAGCCAUCCUUCUCCCCUCCAACGCACCCCUAAUGCCACCACUAGAGCUCGUGACCGAAAAGUCAAAACGCCAAUUCAACACCGAACAGGCACCGAAACAGCCGCUCGACAGUGGUGUAGGAAGUGAGACGGAAUCCUUACUUGACGCGGGUGCUACUGGCAAAGUUCUCAGAAGAGAUGGAGGUGAAACAGGUAGUCCGAGCUCGAGCAGUUACCUCUUACGACAGUGGUUCCAUCUCUUCAGUAAAGGGAUGCAUAAUAUGCCGCCGGCAGCGAUCGGGAGUGCUGUGUGCUACGCCUUUUGCGCGGCGAUGUUACCUGGCUCGCUGGAGAAUAUCUUGGUGAAGAGGGGGUUGUACGUAUUGGCCACGACUUUGAGCGCAGGAGCUAUGGUCUUUACGUUGACGGCUCUGAAGCCUAUUAAUGAGGCUUUGCAUGAGAGAGUCAAGGAAGUGGUUGCACAAGAGCAGGGGUCUCAUACUGCUGAUGUGGAUGAUAAGCGACGCGAGACUGAGUCUCUGAUCAGAGAGUGGGGCAGGAUGAAUGCUAUACGAUCUACACUGCCUGUAAUGGCUGUGUUGAGUGCGAUGGUGGCCUUGGUUGUGUGA